Molecule: messenger RNA, 2765 nt
Organism: Limulus polyphemus (Atlantic horseshoe crab)
Lineage: Eukaryota; Metazoa; Arthropoda; Merostomata; Xiphosura; Limulidae
Product: mitotic spindle assembly checkpoint protein MAD1-like
Exons: 15
Coding region: 382-2709 (775 amino acids)
Biological process (GO): attachment of mitotic spindle microtubules to kinetochore; mitotic spindle assembly checkpoint signaling
Cellular component (GO): nuclear envelope; mitotic spindle; kinetochore
Source: RefSeq, a predicted model, not a curated record
UUUUGUCAAGUAAUCACGUACAGUAUCAAAACUUUUUAUGACAGUAGAAUUAUCGAAUUAACUUAAGUAUGUUGUAUGAAGAUAUACUCGUUUAGUUACAGAAUUUCUGAAUUUUUUAUUAUAACUAUAAGUUUUUUAACUCAAACUGGUUUCAAAAUUCUUAAACCACUUACUCAGUUACUACACGAAGUUUAGCCUAAACUUUAGGCCAAUAACGUAAAUUAGGCUUACACGGACUAAGUCACUAAAUCAGUGGAUAGGCUACGCAUUUCCAUUGUAAUUUUAGUCUUGUUUUACUGUAUAAUACAAAUUAUAAUUAAAAAGCAUACUUUUUAUUAUUAAUAUUGAGAUUGUGAGUUUGACGUUGUGUCGUGAUGUACCAUGGAUAAUCAACCAAGCGAACUGUCGCCAAAUUCUCCUAAAGAUAAUACUCAAGUAGUACGAAUGAUGAAUGAUUUUUCAGAUCUUCUACAACAAAAGACUCCACACGUCAGAACUACUUCCAAGUUUGCCCUUAACUUACCAUCAACAACAGAUAAGUCCAGGUUUAGUGCUGUUAGAAGUUCGUCUAGUUCUAGUAAGCCCAUAAGUUGUAGUGCCAGUGAUAGGCCCAAACUUAAUUGGCGAAAUAUAAAGACAAGAGCAGUAGGUUUACCUUGGAGUAGGAGUAGCAUUUCAACAAAACUAAGCUUUGCGAGUCCACAGCCAAAUAAAUUUCUGGAUAAAGCUGAAGCCUUACACCUGAAAACGUCAGGACAACAGUCUAGUGUUAAUUUAGGUGCAUUGCAAAAGAUGUCUGAAAGUGAAACUAUGACUUGUAAAGUGGCUCAUGAUGAUCAGAAAGGUGCAAGAGGAAGUACACUUGAAAAAGAAGUAGAACUUAUGAAGCAACUGGAGAAAAGUUUUAGUAUUCUUGAAAAUUCUGUAGAAGAUGCAGAGCCUCUUAAGAAGCGUGCAUGCAUAGAGUUGGAAACAGAGAUGGAAAAAUGGAAAACUGCAUAUGAAAGAGAGGCUGAAAAGUUUGUAAAGUUGAAGGCAACUGUGCGAAGACUUGCAGAAAAACAGACAAAAGCCGAGUCGGAACUUAAUCAUCUAAAAGAACAAUUUACAACAGAACGUGAAGAACACGAGAAACAGCUACUGUCAUCUCAAAGGCUUUGUAAACAGCUUGAAGCUGAUAUAAAUGAGCUUGAAACAGAAAAAUGUGAAACAGUCCAGGAGUUGCAUCAUAAAAUUGAAAGACUCCAAGGAGAAGUUAAAGCUUCCAAUGAAGAAGUAGAAAAUGUUAAAAAUCAGAUGGAGUUAGCGAAAAAACACGUUCUGAAGGAAGAAGAAAUGAAGUCCAACAUGAAGCUAGAAGAGGCCUCUAAAAAAAUAAAGGAGCUUGAGGAGAAGUUAUCAGCUCACCAAGAAGACAUGGCAUGUGUUCAAAGUCUUCAGAAAGAACUUUCAAGAAUGGUGGAAAUGGAAGAAGAGAAUCAGAAGUUGCAGGAAGAUAACAGAAUUUUGAGGGAAUUUAAAACGAACAGCAUUCUCCUCCAUGAAAAACUGGAAGAUUUCCAGAAGCAACAGCAAGAGUUUGAAUCAAUCAAAAUACAACUUACCAAGACCCAGGAAGAAAAUGUCAGCUUAACUUCCCAACUUCAGCAAUGGAAGAGCUUGAAAAGUGAUAAGGAUUCCUGUGAAACCAUAUCUCCAUCUCAAGUUUCAAGACACAUUUCACAACUGCAGAAGAAUGUGACUUUGUUGAAAAAUGAAGUAUUCAUGUUGAAUGGAAAGAAACAGGAGCUUGAGAACAAUAAGCUACAGUUGAAUGACAAGAUUGGCAAAUUUAAAAAUGAUCUUGAAAAUACAAACACAAAAUUACAGCUUCAAGAUCAUCUGAUCAAGAGGUUGCAGAAAAAACUGUUACUUGUAUCAAAGGAAAGAGACAGUUAUAAAAGAGUUAUUGAUUCAUAUGAAAGUGAAGUAACUCUUGCAGUAGGACCACAAAUGGAAAGAAUUCAGUGGUUAGAAUCAAUUCUUGCAGAAUAUAGAGUCAAAUUAGACCAGACAGAAUCAGAAUUAAACCAGGCGAGGGAGCAACUACUAGGGAACUUUCAGCCGGUCAAGAAAUCUGAAGGCAGUACCCAAACUGAUGCUGUAGUUCUUCCAACACAACAGGAUCAUUCCCAAAUGAGAAUUGUUCAUUUCAAGAACAAUCCUUUAGACCUAGCCAUCCAAACAAGAGUUGAGGACUUGCGUCAAGAAAACAUGACACUAAAAGCUAAGCUUGAACAGUUGACUCAAGAAAAGCCAAGUACUAGCAGCUCCCUACCUUGCCAGGAGAAAUGUGACCCAAGCAGUGAUACUGGAGGUCUAAAGGAACAGCUUACUGUUGCAGAGUUAAAGAACAAGAGACUUUUGAAUGCUUUUCGAAAGACUAGCCAGGAGUUUCGUGAGGUGUGUUAUUUGUUGACAGGUUUCAAGAUAGAUGUGUCUAGUCAGAAUAAGUACAAGAUGUCUCAUAUGUACUCUGAAUCAGAAAAUGAUUACUUGCUAUUUGAGUAUGCCAAUGGAAGGUUAAAGCUGUUAGAGACGGAGUAUUCUUCCCAGCUGCAAGAGUUGAUUGACACAUACUUGAAAGGACAUAACAGCAUUCCAGCAUUUCUCAGUAGCUUAACCUUGGAGCUAUUCAGUCAACAGACCUACUUUCUGGAUAAAAAUUAAAUAAUUUUUUCAUGUAGUGUUUUUACUCUUUUUUUUUUUGCCUAUUCUAUAUCACA